This is a messenger RNA of Mercenaria mercenaria, 1002 nucleotides long. RefSeq names its product E3 ubiquitin-protein ligase TRIM33-like. Gene Ontology annotation, cellular component: nucleoplasm; chromatin. Bases 1 to 1002 code for a protein of 333 amino acids. Gene Ontology annotation, molecular function: ubiquitin-protein transferase activity; zinc ion binding. The transcript has a single exon. The record is from RefSeq and is a predicted model, not a curated record. Gene Ontology annotation, biological process: positive regulation of DNA-templated transcription. NCBI's taxonomy places the organism in Eukaryota, Metazoa, Mollusca, Bivalvia, Venerida, Veneridae.
AUGGCAACAUCACAAAAGUACAGUAAAUCCGUAACUGCCUCACCGGACGAAAUCAAGGAUAUAUAUUGUGAACUCUGUGUUGGUGAUGGAAAACAGAUAGAAGCAGAAGGAUUCUGUGUGGACUGUUCAGAAUAUCUGUGUGGACAAUGUUAUAACCUUCACGGAAGAUUUAAAGCGUUCAAACACCAUGUGCUCCAGGAUAAGAAAAAUAUGCCUGUUGAUGCAGCGAGAACAAGUGUACUUGAUGUGUGCGUAGAAAAGUGUUCUAAACAUCCAACAAAGGUUACUGAGUACUUUUGUCAGUCAUGUGACACACUUGGAUGUAGUGCGUGCAUCACUAUAAACCAUCGCCUGUGUCAAAAUGUCGAACGCGUACCGGACAUUGUCGUUGAUCUAGAAAACAACGAGGAAUUCAAACAGUUUGCUGAAUACUUCGAUGAAACACUUACGGUGCUAAAAGAAAGAAAAGACAAAAUUAAUUCAAGAAAAACUGAAGUAGAGAAAAUAAAACAUCAAGCAAAAGCAGAGCUCAAAAAGCAGCGUGAUAAGAUAAACAAGUUUUUCGACAAACUUAAGGAUGAAAUGGACAAGAAGGUAAUGGACAUUGACAAAAAUAACAAUGAUACAUUAAAAGUAGCGUCCGACAGAUGUAGUAUUAAUGAUGAACUAAACAAAAUGAAAAAUGCCAUCGAGACAAACAUGAAAAAUGGAAAAAAAUGUAAACUGUACAUAAAAAUGAAAAGAUGGAAAAGGGAAAUCGAAAAGCUUGACAGAAUGUUUGAUAUGUUAUAUGAAGUGAGCAAUUUACAAAGAUAUAAACUAGUACAGUCCGCACAGACAGAGAAAAUAAUGCAAAACACAACUGAAAUAUGCAGAAUUUUAACUGCAAAACUUGUUUCAGAGAUUGAUGUAAGCUCUUGCAAUGACAUGGAAAAAACCAUAUAUAGGAGGGAUGUCAGUGGUACAGAGAUAUUACCUUGCUGUUGGAGACAAUACCAAUAA